This is a messenger RNA of Arabidopsis lyrata subsp. lyrata, 948 nucleotides long. RefSeq lists its product as uncharacterized. NCBI's taxonomy places the organism in Eukaryota, Viridiplantae, Streptophyta, Magnoliopsida, Brassicales, Brassicaceae. The record is from RefSeq and is a predicted model, not a curated record. The transcript is spliced from 2 exons. The coding region runs from base 105 to 737 and encodes 210 amino acids.
ACAACCGUUAGACCUCAGAGGCGCUCCUUCUCUCAUAAAGCUGUCAAAAAUCUCUUUCUCUUCUAUUUUCAGAAAUCGAAAUCUCUUGAAGAAGCUUUUUGGCGAUGUCGAAGAUGAGAUCUUACCUGAAACCACCUCUUCCCAAAUCUCCGAUCCGUCUCCGAUCACGUCAAGUCCUUCACUCAUCUCUCCAAACACCAUCACCAGGUUUUCAGAAGCCGGGACGGCGAUUGAGUGACGUAGAUCUAAACCCUAAACCCCAAUUCGAAUACUCAUCAAUCUCUAGCGAGAUACAUGCUUUAGCAAAGAUGGUGAAAGACGAGUUUGCGGAAGAAGAGAACCGAAAAAAGUCGAGAGUUGCGGGUUUUGGUUCGAAUUUGGAGAGUUUGGCGACGAAUUCGGUUCCGGUAUUCGAGAGAGGGAGGUUUUACGAGGAGUAUUCGGCGAAGAGGAACGAGCGAUUGAGGAGGAAGAAAGGAGAAGAAGCUGUUGAAGGAGGAGUUGUGAAAGGAACUCCUUAUAAUCUUGGUGUGAAUCAUGAACCGAUGACGAAUAAGCGAAGAGGAACGGCGAAGAAGGAGAGUAUUAAGAAGACGGUUGUAUCGAUGGUUGAGACUAGUAUACCGAGGUAUUCGUUGAGGAGUAUGAGCAAGGAGAAUAGGAAGCCACCGAUUCCGCUUAAUGUCGCUGUAAGUGCGAUGAAGACUGUUACUACUCGAAGAGGUAGGAGAAUCUGAAACUGAGGUGAUGUUGCUUUGGUGUGUUUUGUAAGGAAUUGAAAUUUGGGGAUUUGGUUUCUUGAACUUAUUUUGGUAUUGUUUUGCUUGUGGAUUUCGAUUAAAUCCGCUGAUUUUCUUUAGGGGAUGUUUUUGUUUUCUUGAUUACAGAUGAUACAUUGAGAUAAGCUUUACCUACAAAAUGUUUUAUUUAUCAAAUGCUUUUUGGAUA